AUGUCGUCAGAAGGUUCAGAUAUCGAGUUACAGUCGGCACUACCAAAAAAAACAACAAAAAAAAUGCCCAAAAGUCCUUCAGAAGACUUACUAAAGAAGAAACAAGUGAAGAAAAAUAUAGAGACACAAAAAGAAGAUACGAAGAAGUUAAGCACAAAAUUCAUGAUUCACCAAGCCCUAAUCGACUUGAAAAGUAGGAAAGGUGUAUCUUUACAAGCUAUUAAGAAGUAUUUAACAGAAAAAUAUAAUGUUGAUACAGAGAAAAUCAAUUAUAUCAUCAAGAAAUACAUUAAAAAAGCAGUUGAAGAAGGUACGAUUAUCCAAACAAAGGGUAUUGGUGCGUCAGGUUCCUUUAAACUCGUUGCCUUGAAGGAGAAAAAAGCUAAACCAAAGAAGAAGAAAGAAGAGAAAGAAGGAAACGAAAAAUCCAAAAAGACAGAUAAACCUAAGAAAAUGAAAGAAACAUCUAAGAAAUCUUUAGAAAAAGCCGUUAAGUCGAAAACUAAACAAAAGGAAGGCAAAUCAGAAGAUAAGCCAAAAAAAUUCAAGAAGGUGAUGAUGAAGGAAAAGGUACCUACCGAUAAACAGGUUGAGAAAGGUACGGAAAAAACAAAGAAAACAAAAAUUACGAAAGCUAUGCAAACUCCCGCCAAAAAGAGGGCGGCCAUGUUGAAAAGAAAAAGUAUCGGUUCGAUAAUAAAACCGCCAAAAAUGAAACCAAAAGCUAAAACAUAA
This is a messenger RNA of Arctia plantaginis, 735 nucleotides long. The record is from the annotation of a GenBank genome assembly. Lineage: Eukaryota; Metazoa; Arthropoda; Insecta; Lepidoptera; Erebidae.